Molecule: messenger RNA, 1321 nt
Organism: Pipra filicauda (Wire-tailed manakin)
Lineage: Eukaryota; Metazoa; Chordata; Aves; Passeriformes; Pipridae
Product: inositol 1,4,5-trisphosphate receptor-interacting protein-like 1
Exons: 1
Coding region: 149-1225 (358 amino acids)
Cellular component (GO): membrane
Source: RefSeq, a predicted model, not a curated record
AGGGGAAGAAAAUCGUGAUGCGAUUGUAUGGGAAGUUAACAACGGUGAUGCAAUUGAAGGAGAAGACCACGAUGUUGCAAAUGAAGUAGAAGAGGAUAUUAUUACCCACAACCUGAGACAGCGUUUAGAGGAGCACCUAGACCACCUGAUGGAAGGUAGAGUGAUUACAACUAUCCUGAUGGAGAACUUCAUGGUGUUCUUUGGACACCUCUUGUCAGACAGUUCAUACCCAGUGCCGCAACGAGCCAUUGGGGUUGGCAGUGCCUUUGAAGGCUGGAGUCCCCGGGAGGAGGAUGUUGUGUACCGUGUCCUUGUACCUCUCAAUCCUCCCCCGGGGCACACCUUCCAUCUGGAGAUGGACACCUCAGGGCAGUUGCCCGGCAGGAACUUCUUCAUCCGCGUGGAGCCGGUGUGCACCUGCCCAAGGGAGCAGCAGGAUGACAACGUGCUGUGCUCCCUCCACCACCACCCAGAGGAUGAGCAGAGGAGGAACGAGGAGCCCAACUUCCUAAACACCCUCGGCACUGGUUCCUACCUGGAUGUGGAGAAAACUGCCCGCUGGUUCUACCAGUUGGUGAGAGCGGCCUGGCCGGCUUUGCCUCAGUCACACAGUUGGCAAAUAGUGCUGCUGCCCUCCAGCCGCUGCUGCAAAUUCAAGGUGACCAGAGGCAGAAAGAGCCUGACGGUUGAGUUGCUCUUUGGAGUGCGAGAAGGCAAUUCAGACAUCUAUGUGAGCAGCCAGCCUACAGAGGCCCUCUUCACCCCAAGCACAGUGUGGCCUGAGACCUACGCCGUGGCAGAGAUGAAGUUCUUCAAGCUCAUUGCCCGGCAGGAUCCACUUAACAACUGGCAUCUCAAGUGCCUGCAUGUCUUGGCCCGAGCUCUUCUGGGCAUAGGUUUCUCCACCUAUACCCUGAAGACAAUUGUGAUGCACCUCCUGAACACCAUACCUGUGUUGCGGUGGCGCAUGAGGCAUUUCCGGCGGCGGCUGGGGAAUACCAUGGAGUACCUGCACGGUUCCCUGGAGGAGAAACGCCUUGACCACUUUGUUGUGGGCAACCGGACAUUUCCUCAAGAGAUUCUCUUGCCCCCUGAUGUCAAAACCGCCGAGCCACCCAACCUCUUCCAUCGCCUGGCUCAGGAUCCGGCCGCCCACACGCAGGCGAUGAACGAGUACUGUGAACUGGGACAUCGACUCGCAAGAAUGCUGCACGACGGCCGUUGAAAGAAGUCUUCCUGCACACAGCUGUGCUUGGGGGACUCACAGCUGGUCAAGGACAAGCACCUCCUACCGCAAGGAAAAAAGAGAGGAGCAUGUGGG